Messenger RNA from Corticium candelabrum, 4041 nucleotides. Its product is annotated as neurexin-3-like. Bases 50 to 3742 code for a protein of 1230 amino acids. The transcript is spliced from 4 exons. Gene Ontology annotation, molecular function: calcium ion binding. The record is from RefSeq and is a predicted model, not a curated record. Lineage: Eukaryota; Metazoa; Porifera; Homoscleromorpha; Homosclerophorida; Plakinidae.
UAGAACGUCGAAAACGCGACGGGCGAAUCAUGUCGAUGAUGAAUUCUCGAUGAAGUGGACGGUUGGUCGUUGGUGUGCUCUCUUCACCUGUAUUUCCUUCGUCGGUGGAGUGACGCUCGUCGACGAGACGUCGUAUUUGUUGUAUCAGAGCGACGGAGCGAGUGCGCGCUCGAUGAGUCUGCAUGUGCGGACCUUCGUGUCUGAUUGUUUGCUCACCUACUGGGACUCGAACAUCGCGUCGUCGGAUUACCUCGUCUUGCGUAUCGUUAGAGGAGUGAUUAAUCUAGAGAUUAGCAGUGGGUCCGAGCCGGUGGAGAUUCGUUCCGAUGUGAGAGUGAGCGAUAAUGUGUGGCAUGCUGUCAUGGUGAGCAUAGACUCAACCGUUGCUAUGCUGACGGUCGAUGGCAACGUCGUUUCAAUGAAUUUCUCAUCGCCGUUAAGACUCUCUAGCUCUGUUUACGCGGGGGGAAUGAUAGCGCCGUCGCAUACGGCGUAUUCUCUGCCCACAGUUGGCGCGUUGCCGCAAUUCAUCGGCUGUUUGGAUGGAAUUAAGAUUUCAGGCGUGGGCGUGACCUUGGUGUCAUCUCAUGGGAUUGUGUCUGGAUGUGCUGAUGUGUGUGAGAGUAAUCCGUGUAGGAAUGGAGGAGUGUGCAUCAAUUUUUAUUCGCACUUCACCUGUCAGUGUCUCUCGACGAAAUUCGGAGGAAGUCUGUGUGAACAGAAGUCGCCGCCCGUCUCAUUCCAAGGAGUCGAAUACAUCCACUACGACGCCCAAUACAGCCCUCUCCCCAUCCAGCCGUUUGACCUCCAACUCAUACUCAGAACUACAUGGCAAGACGGCCUCAUCGUCGCCGCCCUGUCGUCACAAUCCACCCACAUAACCCUCACACUCAACGACGGCAAACUCGUCUUCCUGUACGUUGUCGAUAACAACAUUGUAGCACAACUCAACAGCACGUACGUCGCCGACAACGUUAAACACAACGUACGCGUCUACCGGAGUACGAACAGUGUGAAUAUCGCGAUCGACAGCGUGACCGUCUCGACGCAAACACUGCCACCCAUGACGUCCCUCCUCGUCGUCAACCGUGAUGUGUUCAUCGGCGGUGCAAUGCUCCUGUUGUUGAGCCGCCCGUCGUCAUCACACGGAUUCAUCGGCUGCCUCCAACAAGUCACAGUGAAUGGCAUCGAUAUGACGGCUUUAGUAUCAUCCGGUAGUCACUCGAUUUCCUCAGUCGGUCACUUCAAUUUUUGGUGUCCGUACGAACACAUCGUGUCCGUCAAUAUUCCCGAUGAGGAUUCCAGCUUAGUGCUCACCGACUGGCACAACGACACGUUACUGCUGUCGUUCGACGUUCGGACUCUUCAAUUUCAUUCGGUGCUUCUCUACAGUGCGACACGAUAUCAGACUCAGUCGUUUGAGGCACGGAUAUCGAACGGGCACCUCCAGGUGACGAUGCACGACGAAUCGGAGUCUGAGAUUGUGAUCGUUGUGAUUCCGAUCGACGACGGUCGAUGGCACUGUGUCCGUAUCUCGCAUCAUGCAUCGACGUUAGUCGUCAAGGUUGACAACAAGACUCAGUUGAAAGACAGUGCUGUGGCUGGGAAAGUGUUGUCGGCUCUUCGGGUGUCUCCCUUGUUUGUUGGGAGCCGUCAGGCUGUUGUUGGUGCGGCCGUUCCUGCUCAGCAGCAUCGUGGAUUUUCUGGGUAUCGAGGGUGUGUUCGGAACUUGAAGACGAAUGGUCGUAAUGUCGAUGUGUUUGGGUUGGUGGAGAGAUCGGGUGUGAGAGGGAGAGUGUUUUUCGGAGACUGCGAGGAUGGGAAUGAUUGCGGGGUGAAUCGGUGUCGAAACGGUGGGCGAUGUUUGAGGCGGUACGACCGAUUCGAGUGCAACUGUACUGCAACGGGAUAUACAGGAACAUUGUGUCAACAAGCUAUUCCCAGUGACUCGAUCUCGUUGCUUAAGUCUUCGUCAUCUCUUCACUCGUCUCUUCCGUCGUCAUCCGGAGAUACCGACGAUUCCAUCAGCGCGUCAUUCGAAUUCAGGACGACAACACCAAAGGGUCAACUCAUCAGCUUCACACAUUCGUUGUCGUCACGUCCAUACAUAACGCUGUUUAUGUUGAGUCAUGAUGUCAUCUCAUUGAUAUUAGCCAACAGUGGAAAAACCUUUCAGCUCUUUCUCGAAGUCCCGUCGGGUAUCACCGACGGCAGAUGGCAUUUUGUACAAAUUGGAAUCGACUCGGAGAGAAUGGGCCUGUCUGUAGACGUCAGUACGCAAGUCAAGUAUUUCUCAUCGGAGUUACAAGUGGCGAUGCCACAGUGGGUGUUCAUUGGUCGAUCGGUUUCUCGUCAUGUUGAGCAACCGACCAGCAGUAUUAAGGGUUGUGUACGAGACUUGACGUUUGGGCUAAACAAAGUGGAUCUAAACCGUGCCAUCGCCGUAUCAUUAUCAUCACACGAUGUACAGACCGGCUGUGUUGGGUCGUGUAGCUCGCUGCCUUGCCUUCACGGCGGACGAUGCAUAGAGGGAUGGGGAUCAUACACAUGUGACUGCAGCAGCACGUCAUACACUGGCCGGUUAUGUGAAUCUGCUCAACCAAGCGUCGCCCUCCAGACGGACAGCUCUGUGACAAUCGUCUUCCCACCGACAUACGAACCAUCUUCGUUCGCUGACAACAUAAAGUUUGGGUUUCAAGCCGCAAGGGUGGACACGUCCGGCACGUUGCUCUUCGUCCACAGCUCCACAACAAACCAAUACGUUCUCGUCCAGGUGAUCCCCGGAUAUUUCAUCACAAUUCUCAGACUCAAGAACGGAGAGGGCGUCGUCACGAUUCCCGGGAAUUUCACGGAUGGAACUGAGCAUGUGGUUGAUAUCAACCGACACGGUGCUAAGAUAACGAUCGAAAUAAGUGGGAAAGGCACUCAUUUUCAAGAGCUACAAGGCAGUUUUUCGUUGUUCGAAUACGUUGAUGGUUUAGUUAUCGGAGGAAUCCAGCGGGUGGUCUCCAUGUCGAACGUCACCGCCAGCAUCUCGUUCCAAGGCUGCAUUUGGGGCUUGAAUUACAACGGUCUACAACCGAUGCAGUGGCUUCGCACAGACACGUCCCUCCAGUACGACGGCUUUUCAUUCCAACUCAAAAAUGUCGUGAUCAAUACAUGCGGAGCCAUGCCCAUCCCAACCACGCCCCCUCCUAUGACGUCAUCACGCCAUCAAUCGGGUGUCACGACAGACGAAACUAUGCAACCGUCUGAAAUAUUGGGACCCCAAUCGGGAUCAUCCGGGACAUCAAUGAUUAUCAUAAUCAUCGGAACGGCGUGUGGUGUGGUCAUCACUCUCGUUCUCGUCGCCGUCGUCGCCUACAAAUGCGUCCAACGACGCACAAACGACUCAUACGAGAGCAACGAGAACCGUACGGUCUCACUCAGUCAUUACAAGGAGACCGACCUACCGGACGUCACACCGUAUGACGUCGAAGGGACAUACGCGGAACGCACGUCACCCGACAACCGAGCUGUUCUCAACGGAGGCAACCACUACGCACAUGAUCAUAGACACCGACGAAGCUGGAACUCCGAAGCUCCGACGUCUGAUCCUCACGCAGUAGAUGGCAACCAUCACCAUGGCGGUGACCAUCACCAUGGAAACACCGAUGAUAACCAAGUCGCCGUGUCAUCGGCACGACGACUAAAUAGCAUGCGGGUUAACCCACAGUCGGGACAGCAAGAGUGGUUUCUAUGACCGUCGGACGUGUUGGGGGUUUGUGUUCAUUCAUAUUUAGUUACGAAAUAUUUUGCUAACACGACGAGAGAGAGAGACUAAAUGUCGAUGAUAUACGACUGACAUGUGGACCAAGUUCUAUUGGUUGUGAGAUACACAUGUGGUGUAUAUUGUUAAUAUUAAUUAGGUAUUUAUAUUGUUGAUGUGCACGUGUGGUUGUGUAAACGUAAACGUGUCGUUUAUCUGGAGAGACAACAUAGAUUUCUUUACGAAUCAAUAAACUUCAGAAACAAUACAAUCCAGUGUAUUUGUGGGGGGGG